AUGCGGAUCCUCGCCGUCGACGCUCUGCGAACGGGGUCAGACCACGACGCCCGCGUCUGGAGAACUACGUGGUUGCGUCGUCGGUUCCAGGAGGGGCAUAUUGCCAAAGCCGGAGAAUACCUCCUCGGUGACAGCGGCUACCCCCUAGAACCAUGGCUCCUGACCCCAGUGACAGGCCACCCUCCCAUACACACUGCAGAAGGGAGGUACAACACUGCACAUGCUGCCAUGCGGUCCAUAGUGGAGCGGUGCAUUGGGCUUCUGAAGAGCCGCUUCCGCUGCCUUCAGCGGUACUGCGCCGUCCUCUACGAACUAGACCACGCUGAGAACAUCGUUGCAGCAUGUUCAGUAUUGCACAACUUGUGUCUUGACGAAGGUGAGGUGUUGUUGGAUGAUGUUAGUGAUGACAGCAGCAGCAGCCGCAGCAGUGACGAUGAAAAUGGCAACCCCUCCCCCACAGAGAGUUCCCCGAGUGAGGACAGCACGCAUGAUGUACUUGAAAGGCUGUGCUGCCCGGGAUAA
Messenger RNA from Dermacentor andersoni, 522 nucleotides. The record is from RefSeq and is a predicted model, not a curated record. NCBI's taxonomy places the organism in Eukaryota, Metazoa, Arthropoda, Arachnida, Ixodida, Ixodidae.